Messenger RNA from Thermothielavioides terrestris NRRL 8126, 845 nucleotides. RefSeq lists its product as uncharacterized. Gene Ontology annotation, molecular function: oxidoreductase activity. Bases 402 to 845 code for a protein of 147 amino acids. The transcript has 3 exons. Gene Ontology annotation, biological process: lipid metabolic process. The record is from RefSeq and is a predicted model, not a curated record. Lineage: Eukaryota; Fungi; Ascomycota; Sordariomycetes; Sordariales; Chaetomiaceae.
GCUGUUCCCACCUAUUUCAUUCUCCGACUCCAUCCACGCAAAACACGAGGGAUGAAGCCAGCAUACCACUCGACUAUGUAACUUGUGAGUCCCCAUGGCCGCCUCCUGAGGCUGGUUCGGGAUCUGGGUCCAGUCUUAAAAUUAUGCCCGGGCCUGACAAGCAUGGAUGCGGCUCACUUGUUAGCGCCAGGUCCGUUGGCCGGGACAGUCAUCCUCUCUGUCCCCCCAUUUCUCACCACCCCACCCCUCGGCGCUGAACCGCCGCCUCGCGUUUCCCCCUCCUCUCUCCCCCAAAGGCGACAACGACAACGACGGCGACCAGGAAUCGAAAGGCCGAUGGCGAGGCCAGCUGAGCACCUCUCAAGCUCGCCAACGGCCCGCAGUACCCCGACAUCCAAACCAUGCGGGACACCAUCCCGGACUGCUGUUUUGUCCCCUCGAAUUCCGGACUUCGCCUGGCGCGCCGCCGCCCGGGUCGUGUUGGGUAUGUCCAGGGCCUCGUCUGCAUGGGCAUCUGGAUCCUGGCGCACGAGGUCGGCCACGGCGCCUGCUCGGUCCACCGGCGGCUGAACGACGUGACGGGCUGGACGGUGCACUUGGCGCUGCUGGUGCCGUAUUUCAGCUGGAAGUUCUCGCACCGUCGCCACCACCGGUCCACUGGCCACAUGGAGAAGGACAUGGCCUUCGUGCUGCCCACCAAGGCAGACCGCGAGACGCGGAGGCUGGCGGACCUGUAUCUGGACCGGGAGCUGUUCGAGGAUGUGCCCGUUGUGCAGCUCCCCAAGUUGCUGGCCCACCAGCUCGCGGGCUGGCAGAUGGCAGCUGGUGUGCGCUCGGAAUGCUGA